AUGACCCGGAAGCAGAUGACCGAGUUUGCCUUGGGAAAGAUGAUAACUAACAGAUUUGAGUAGUGGUGACGUGACACUCUUCCUGGUUGUUUGGAUGCUGGAGAGGGAUCGGAGCCGAUUACUGGUGCCCGGUCUGGUUUAGCGGCUUUCUGAGGUCCCCCGAAGAGGCCCGGACUGUUGUGUGGCUUUCAGAGCGGGGCCACGUUAGGCCGCCGCUUCAUUUCUCGGUCAUAUUUGAGCUAAAUCUAUUGUCAAGAUGGUUUUAGCAGAUCUUGGGAGGAAAAUUACCUCAGCAUUGCGCUCCCUGAGCAAUGCUACCAUUAUCAAUGAAGAGGUUUUAAAUGCUAUGCUAAAAGAAGUUUGUACGGCAUUAUUGGAAGCUGAUGUCAACAUAAAGCUGGUGAAACAACUAAGAGAAAAUGUCAAAUCUGCUAUUGACCUUGAAGAAAUGGCUUCUGGACUCAACAAAAGAAAAAUGAUCCAACAUGCUGUCUUUAAAGAACUUGUUAAGCUUGUAGAUCCUGGAGUCAAAGCUUGGACACCCACAAAAGGAAAACAAAAUAUCAUCAUGUUUGUAGGCUUGCAAGGAAGUGGCAAAACAACGUCGUGCUCAAAGUUGGCAUAUUAUUACCAGAAGAAAGGCUGGAAGACAUGUUUGAUAUGUGCAGACACUUACAGAGCAGGUGCUUUUGAUCAGUUAAAACAGAAUGCAACAAAAGCAAGAAUUCCAUUUUAUGGGAGUUACACAGAGAUGGAUCCUGUAAUUAUUGCUGCAGAAGGUGUUGAAAAAUUUAAGAAUGAAAACUUUGAAAUAAUAAUAGUUGAUACAAGUGGUCGUCACAAGCAGGAAGACUCUUUGUUUGAAGAAAUGUUACAAGUUGCUAAUGCCAUACAACCAGAUAAUAUAGUAUAUGUGAUGGAUGCCUCUAUUGGUCAAGCCUGUGAAGCUCAAGCAAAGGCUUUCAAAGAUAAAGUUGAUGUUGCUUCUGUAAUUGUGACCAAACUUGAUGGCCAUGCCAAGGGAGGUGGAGCAUUGAGUGCAGUUGCUGCAACUAAAAGUCCAAUCAUUUUUAUUGGAACUGGCGAACAUAUAGAUGACUUUGAACCUUUUAAAACACAGCCUUUUAUCAGUAAACUUCUUGGCAUGGGAGAUAUUGAAGGAUUGAUAGAUAAAGUGAAUGAAUUGAAAUUAGAUGACAAUGAGGCUCUCAUAGAGAAACUAAAACAUGGUCAAUUCACAUUGAGAGAUAUGUACGAACAGUUCCAAAACAUCAUGAAAAUGGGGCCCUUCAGUCAAAUAUUGGGUAUGAUCCCUGGUUUUGGAACAGAUUUCAUGAGUAAAGGCAAUGAACAGGAAUCAAUGGCACGGCUAAAAAAACUGAUGACGAUAAUGGACAGUAUGAAUGAUCAAGAACUAGAUAGUACAGACGGAGCCAAAGUUUUCAGUAAGCAACCAGGAAGAAUCCAAAGAGUAGCAAGAGGUUCUGGUGUUUCAACUAGAGAUGUUCAAGAACUCCUGACACAGUACACAAAAUUUGCACAAAUGGUGAAAAAGAUGGGAGGCAUUAAAGGACUUUUUAAAGGAGGUGAUAUGUCAAAGAAUGUAAAUCCAUCCCAGAUGGCAAAACUGAACCAACAGAUGGCAAAGAUGAUGGAUCCUAGAGUUCUUCAUCAUAUGGGUAAUUAUGCUUUUUCUUUUCUUGCUGCAGAAGUGGGCUGGAAACGUACGACUUCCUAUCAGUUUAAUAAAAUAGACUACCUUCCAAACAUCUUGGAGACUGAACUCAGCCAUUUUGCUAUGACAAAAUUAUAUUUAUGGUACAGUUACAUAUUGUAAUAUGCUGGAAUGAAAAAAAAAUCACAAUAUUUUUAAGUAAAUAAAUUGAGGUUGUCUUGAUAUUAUGCACAUAAUAUCAUAACAAUUAGAUUAUUUGAAAACUAGAUACAACUACCACCCCCAGCUAUGGUUUCAUUUAUUUUUCUCUAUUUCCUUAAUAUGUACCAUAUCAACUUUUUAAAGUUCUUUUUUUCUUUUUCUAUUUCAUCUUAUGUAUCAUAAAGUCUGGAAUUCAAAAAAUGUACACAAGUUUAUCAAUAUUGGUAGACAUGUUUAUGCAUUCUAGUUUGCAUGGGCACUUCGUUGUUCCACUAAACGUUCUUUGCAACUGUUUUUGAAUCAAGGAGAUACUGAAUACUUGCUAUUUGAAACAAGGUGAUAUGAAUGACUGCUAUUUAAGAAGCAGUAGAAAAAUAA
Molecule: messenger RNA, 2254 nt
Organism: Thamnophis sirtalis
Lineage: Eukaryota; Metazoa; Chordata; Lepidosauria; Squamata; Natricidae
Source: RefSeq, a predicted model, not a curated record